AUGAUCGCUUUAGAAGCGGAACAGUCCAUUACGACAGAGGAACUUAUGCCUAAACCGGACUCUGCCACAGCCCAUCCGCAGAGAACACUGACAAGAUCCAGUGCGGUCAGUCAAAAAUCUGUAGAAAUUAUGGUGCACCCGGAAGGCUCCAACAACCCUCUGCAUAGAUCGAAAUUAGCUCCUACCAGGUCGUCAUCAGAGACGCAAUCCUCGGGCAAAAAAAUCAUAAAUUUGAGAAAAACCAAAAACUCAUCAAUAGAAUCAACAAUGAGCUUACCUAAUCAGAAAUCCUUAGAAAAGAAACACGGUGGGCUAAGACAUCAGAAAGCGGUAGUUGCUGCACAUUCUGAUAUAACUUUAAGCACUCAGCCUUCCAUAACGGACGACAGGAAAGCACUGAGGGAGGCGCUGUACCAGGGUAUCUUCCACAGGCACAGGAGGACGAUAUUUGCGGUGGGCUCGUUCCUGAGGAUGCUGAGAAGCAAAACGUCCAACUACGAUUCCAUACGGUCUGACUCCGACGAGAUAUAG
Messenger RNA from Arctia plantaginis, 531 nucleotides. The record is from the annotation of a GenBank genome assembly. Lineage: Eukaryota; Metazoa; Arthropoda; Insecta; Lepidoptera; Erebidae.